Melitaea cinxia (Glanville fritillary) is the source of this 2601-nucleotide messenger RNA. RefSeq names its product heparanase. Lineage: Eukaryota; Metazoa; Arthropoda; Insecta; Lepidoptera; Nymphalidae. The record is from RefSeq and is a predicted model, not a curated record. Gene Ontology annotation, cellular component: extracellular matrix. The transcript has 7 exons. Bases 1 to 2313 code for a protein of 770 amino acids.
AUGGACCGAAUUUAUAUUCUAUUACAUAUUUUUAUAUUUUUUGUAAAUAUUUUACAUAAUUCUCGAAUCGGUGCUGAUACGUAUAAUGUUAAGAUAGCAACUGAACAGCAUAUUAACUUGGUUGACAGUAAAUUUCUUAGUUUUACGAUCGAUCCAAAGUAUUUGUUUUCGUCGAGCGAAAAAUAUAAAACCAAAGAAUGCAUCUGCAUGGCAUCAGCGUUGACCCCAGCGUACAUCCGCAUCGCCGGUCCAUCUACAUCCCACAUGACGUUCAAGAACAGCACCAUAGCUAUAGACACAGAUGAGCCCAGGAAAUUGAGUCGUUACUACAAGAAGUUAACGGUUACUCAUAAGCAAUGGGAGAAAUUUGUUCACUGGACCAAAAAUACUGGUUUCAACCUGGUCUUCGCCCUAAACAACAAUGAAAAGACCAGCUCUGGUAUGUGGGAUCCUAACACCGCAUUGAAGAUCUUGACUGUAGCCGAUCAGUCGAAUGUCGGGGAGAUUAUCUGGCAAUUAGGUUAUGAAUGUAGAAACCAAUCAAUCGAAGAAUACCUAAAUGACCUGGAGACACUCAGAGUAAUUAUCGAGACUUAUGCUCCUGGGAGGGAUGGGUUAUGGAAGGUGGUGGGUGGUGACGUCACUCACUGUUUACAGGCGGACUCUAAGAGUGACUUUAAGGAUUACGUAACACUAUCAAACGAUAUGCUUGAUGCUAUAAUGUUGAAUGGUAACUCAUCAUACCAAGAGUUAGAGCGUAUGUCAGAAAGGGACCGACUCAAGUUACUCAAGUUGCUCAGCCAGAGUGACACCCCACUCUGGCUCACUGAACAAACUCAGAUGCUGAGUGAGUUUCAGAGAGCAACUGACUGGAUGAUCAGCCUUGGAUACUCCGCGAGGAACGGAUUUUCAAUACAUUAUAGGGAACUCAUGGAGAACGAAUUGUAUGAACCAACUUUGAGUUUCUACAUGGCACUUCUAUACAAGAACCUAGUGGGCGAGAGAGUGCUACGUGUAGACAGCGACACCUCACAAGCGACGGUGUUCGCGCACUGCACGUCCGCGCGGCGCGGCGCGUCCGGCGCGGUCACCGUCUACAGUGCGAAUGUGGACGACGAGCCCGCGCGGUUCUCUAUCAAGAUGACAAGUAAGGAGGAUGGAGGGGACAUGAUGCAAUUUAUCUUGUCUCAUGAUCACAAUGGAAAUAUAAUUGUAAAUAAUCGAGCCAUGUAUUACGAAGGUGAUAUUCGACCGGUUGUCAAACGCAUUCGUCCGUACAAAGUUUUACUUCUCAAUCUUCCACCGAAAUCUUUCGGUUUCUGGGUUCUCGCUAGCACACAAGUUCAAGCUUGCUUUAAUUUAGAUAAAAAAUUAAAUACAACUACAAAUAUCAAUACGAAGGAUAAAGAUAAUUUAAUAAUUAAAAAACGUUCUUUAGACGAAAACCACCAAGCAUUUGAAAUAUUGAAAGAAACUGCAGAUAAAUCUAAAGAAUUUGUUAAUGAUCCCCAAAACCAUAAGGUCAGCGAAGAAAAUAUAUUCUUAAAAGAAAGAAUUGAAAGUAUAAAUAAAGAUUUAAGAAAGGUGCAGAGAAUAUUUCAAGCUAAUGUAAAUAGCACUAGUAGUCCAAGGAGAGUGAGACGUCAAAUAUUAGAUAGUGGAAGCUUGAAGUCUAAAUUAUACAAUUUAAAAAGAAAAUAUAACUUAGGAGAAGAAUCACUUAAACAGAAUAUACGGGAAAUGCUAUCGAGAAUGUCGAAAGGACAUAUUUCAAAAAUAAGGAACAAAUAUAAGACAUCCCGUAAUAGUAAAAGAAGUUACAGAAGUCAAUCGAAAAGGAACUCAAAAGGAAUUAAGAUUUGCGAAAAAAGUAAAAUAAUAACACCUGAACCAAAUACUCCUACCGAUGUUGAUUUAGAAUCAGGUGGAAAUUUAGUAAGAAAACGUAGGCAUGUAAAGAAUAAACCAAAUACAAAAUAUGACGAGCAAUCAUCAGAGAACGAGAUAACCUAUGAUAGUAAAGAAAAAUAUCCUAUAGGAAAGAUAUUUCACAAGCUCAAAAAGAUAAAUGAUCUACCUUUAAAAAUACGCGACAGUUUGGAUGACAUGAUAGAUAUAGACGAUUAUGAUGUUAAUUCAGCUGAGGGUAUUGUUUUAAAAACCAAACUAUCAGAUGACAGUGCUGUCAUAGACAUAAGUGAUAAAUCUCAUACUGGUCUCAUAAAAUCAACUGUUGAAGAUAUUCUGACUUUACUAGCGGAAUUUAAUAAGAAUAUCAAUAAAUUUUGGGCGUCUAUUACGCUAUUAGAGUAACAGCAUUUGUGAAGAUAGCUUGAGUAUAAUUUGUAUAAAAUAAAUGGGUUUUUGAUAAGUUUAGUCAUUGUUAUUGAUAAUGAAAAAAUAGAUCACAAAUAAAAGCAGAUUUCAAUUUUAUCAUCAUUCAUUAUUACAUCGACUAUUAUAUAUCCAUUGGUAAACAUAUCCCCAGUCAAUCUCUAGAGCGACUGGUUCGAAGCGAAGAAGUAAACAGAUUGAAGUUUUUAGACAGUUACAAUGCGAAGAAGUACAUUUCUGAUUUGACGUUUAAUGAUAAAAAGCUAU